This is a messenger RNA of Plasmopara halstedii, 312 nucleotides long. RefSeq lists its product as uncharacterized. Bases 1 to 312 code for a protein of 103 amino acids. Lineage: Eukaryota; Oomycota; Peronosporomycetes; Peronosporales; Peronosporaceae. The record is from RefSeq and is a predicted model, not a curated record. The transcript is spliced from 5 exons.
AUGGCUUUGCUCAUUGCGUCUGGUGAGCUUAUUAAGCUAUCACCUUCACUACCUCAUCCAGCUCAUUGGCACAUACGCAAUGUCUUUGACAACAAUCAAUUAACAGAGCUGUCGAGGGGGUCACAGGAGCUAGCGCAUUCGGCGACAAAAACGCAUUGUGUUUGUCUCGAAUUCUCGCGUGGGAUCAUUGUAUCCGUUUUGGCUGCCGAUCUACGGCUACUAUCACGGCAAGGGAGAUCCGAAGCUGCCGUGCUGAAAAGAUUUUCUGACAUGGGUGUCGCGCUUCGUCCGAGCUUUAUCUACGGAUGGUGA